CCUGAAAACCAGCGCAAUUACUCUCUGAAAUUGGAGUCCAGUUGAGUUGAAUUAUGACUCCCCCAUAACUUGAACAUAACGGAAUUGAAUCCACUUCCCACCUCAUCGUUUAUAACAGUAAUGAAUACUCAUCAAUACCCUCAAAAUAUCUCCAUCGCUCUCACCCUCUUACGGCUCUCCUCUAUGGCUAUACGCUGCAACAGUAGCAGAGCAGAGCAGAGGUAAAGAAACAGAGCCGGUAGUGGUGAUCAUUAAUGGGGAGGACACGGCCUCCGACGCAGGAAAAGUCAGGGGCUUUCUUCUUGGCGACUCUGCUGCUCUGGUUCGUCUCUGUUUGGUUUGAGAUUCUGUUCAACCGGCGGUCGGAGCUGGGUUAUAUUAUCGCCGGCUGUGGCUUUUACCAAUUGGCUAACUGGGUCUGUCGCCGCUUUGUAUCCCGUGACCCUCUCUUUGUUAACACCUCCGUCUCUCUCCUCCACUCCUCUAUUACCUCCACUUCUGUUGUAUUUAUUUUGGUUAAUCACUGGUUACAAAAUGGUUCGAGUGGGAUGUUUGAGCACUCACAGUUGGUUGGAGGUACUUGGGCGUGGGCACACCAGGCUUUGUGCUUCUCAUGCGGUUACUUUGCAUACGAUCAGUGGGAUAUGCUGCAUUACGGAUUAUAUAGUGGUUUUAUCCCUUCCAUCCUAGCGCAUCAUCUGCUGCUCCUCAUGUGCUUCACUCUUGCUUUGUAUCGGAAUGUGACCAUUAAUUACCUUAUUCUCACUCUCAUUUGUGAGCUGCACUCUAUCUUUCUGCAUGUGAGGAAAAUUCGGCGAAUGGCAGGUGUUCGUGACGCUAAGAGCAACAUUGUCAAGGCAGAAUGGGUUUUGAAUUGGGUGACUUUCACUUUAGCAAGGGCUGCAUCUCACAUUCUCAUCACCGCCAAGCUCAUCUUAGAUGCUCAUAAAUUUGGAAGGGGAGUGGAACUGCCUAUUGCGCUGUUGGGAAUGUUUGGAAUGAACAUGCUGAAUACUUUUCUCGGCAUUGAUCUCUUCCAUGCUUGCAAGAGAGAGAUGAAUCCUCAGCAUACUAAUACUCAUCAAGAAUGAAAAAACAAGGGCAAAAAAAAAAGAGUUUCUAAUCUUCUAAUUUUUGUUGUUUCUUUGAUUGAUUUUGCACAUAAAUCAACAGAGAGAGUGAGAGUUUUCAUUAAGAGAUUAACAAUGUACAUUAUGUGAGCAUAUGAAAGCAGGGUUUGUUUCCCUUCUACUGGGUACCCCUAAAUACCCAAUA
Messenger RNA from Rosa rugosa (rugosa rose), 1275 nucleotides. RefSeq lists its product as uncharacterized. Bases 255 to 1091 code for a protein of 278 amino acids. Lineage: Eukaryota; Viridiplantae; Streptophyta; Magnoliopsida; Rosales; Rosaceae. Gene Ontology annotation, biological process: phospholipid homeostasis; plasma membrane organization; membrane assembly. The transcript has 3 exons. The record is from RefSeq and is a predicted model, not a curated record. Gene Ontology annotation, cellular component: plasma membrane.